Messenger RNA from Pestalotiopsis fici W106-1, 918 nucleotides. RefSeq lists its product as uncharacterized. Gene Ontology annotation, molecular function: oxidoreductase activity, acting on the CH-OH group of donors, NAD or NADP as acceptor. The record is from RefSeq and is a predicted model, not a curated record. Gene Ontology annotation, cellular component: cytoplasm. The transcript has 3 exons. Bases 1 to 918 code for a protein of 305 amino acids. Lineage: Eukaryota; Fungi; Ascomycota; Sordariomycetes; Amphisphaeriales; Sporocadaceae.
AUGGGUUCACAAGCAGUCACUCAUGAGAAAGUGGUCAUCAUCACCGGGUCCACAAGUGGCAUCGGUCUUGACCUUGCAAAACAUCUUCACGGUCGAGGUUAUCGAGUGGCCGUGACGGGGCGAAGGGCUGAGCUCGGCGAACAGGUGGCCAAGGAGCUUGACGCGAGCGCGGAAACGGCGAUAUUCGUUCAGUGCGCUGUCGAGUCUUAUGCUUCGCAAGCAAAUCUCUUCCAGACAGUGUGGAAGAAAUGGGGCCGCAUCGACGCACUCAUUGCCAACGCCGGUAUCGUCGACAAGGGCAGCGUCUACAACUUUGGCCACCGCUCUGCUGGCGUCGACGAUAUUCCCGACGAGCCUGACCUGUCUUGCACCGAGAUAGACUGGAAGGGCGUGGUGUAUGGCACCACUCUGGCCGUCCACUUCAUGCGUCACAAUGAGAAAUCCGGUGGCAAAAUAAUCAUCACCAACAGCAUGAUGGCUAUUCAUCCUGGUCCUACAUUUCCAGAAUAUUGCGGGGCCAAGGCCGCAGCUUUGCAAUGGGCAAGGACAAUGGCGCCGCUCUUGAAAGCAAGGGAGAAUAUCACGAUAAACACGGUCUUGCCCGGUGCUGUGGACACACCCAUCAAGCCAGGCUUCAACUUGGCGUUCUUGCCAGAGCACCUUACAUUGUCCUCUUGCCUCCUCUCGGCAUAUGACCUGUACCUUGACGAUGAAGCCAAUGAAAGGACGGGCGAAGCGAUUGAGACCGCGCAUGACAAGCAUUUCUUCUACGAGGUGCCAGAGUACAAAGGCGGCGAUGUUUCUUAUCGUAACACACGCGUCUUUGAGCCUUGGUUCUCUGGAAUUCAUGGAGAACCAAGUGGGCUACAGGACGCGUUGGCAGAGUCUCCCAGAGCUUCUAAGCAAAAUGUGGACUGA